This is a messenger RNA of Arachis stenosperma, 1782 nucleotides long. Its product is annotated as cytochrome P450 78A5-like. NCBI's taxonomy places the organism in Eukaryota, Viridiplantae, Streptophyta, Magnoliopsida, Fabales, Fabaceae. The coding region runs from base 26 to 1609 and encodes 527 amino acids. Gene Ontology annotation, molecular function: oxidoreductase activity, acting on paired donors, with incorporation or reduction of molecular oxygen; monooxygenase activity; heme binding. The record is from RefSeq and is a predicted model, not a curated record. The transcript is spliced from 2 exons.
AAAAAAUUGAAGAAUACACACAAUAAUGUCAUCAUCACAUCUAUGCUCUAUGCUUCUCCCACCUUCACUUUGUUUUGCAUCGCUCAACUUUCAUGUAUUCCUUUCUCUCCUUCUAUUACUUCUUGUUUUCAACUAUUGGUUGGUCCCUGGUGGUCUUGCUUGGGCUCUCUCCAAGUUCCGUUUAGAAUCACCACGUGCCGAUAAUACUAAUAACAACAAAAGAUCGAUUCCUGGACCUUCAGGUCUUCCAGUUCUUGGCCUUGUUUCGGCCUUCACUGGAACCUUAACUCACAGGGUUCUGGCUAACUUGGCCGAAACAUUCAAGGCCAAGAACUUGAUGGCAUUUUCUAUUGGGGUGACCCGGUUUGUUAUCUCCACAAACCCUAACACGGCCAAAGAGAUUCUUAACAGUUCAGCUUUCGCUGAUCGACCUAUCAAAGAAUCAGCUUACGAGCUUCUCUUCCACCGUGCAAUGGGGUUCGCUCCUUAUGGCGAAUACUGGAGGAACCUUAGAAGAAUCGCCACCGUUCAUUUGUUCUCUCCACGGAGGAUCGCUGCUAGCGGUGAGUUCAGAGCUAGAGUUGGUAAGCACAUGGUGAAAGAAAUGGUUGGUUUGAUGGAGAAGAAGAGUGAGGUUAAGGUUAGAGAGGUGUUGCAUUUAGGAUCGUUAAACAAUGUGAUGAUGAGUGUGUUUGGGAAAAGCUAUGAGUUUGGUGAAGGUGGUAAUGGGCGUGAGCUUGAAGAGUUGGUGAAAGAAGGGUAUGAUCUGCUUGGUGUUUUCAAUUGGAGUGACCACUUCCCUCUCUUGGGUUGGUUGGAUUUGCAAGGUGUCAGAAAGAGGUGUAGGAAUCUAGUAGCGAAAGUGGAUGAUUUUGUUGGAAAUAUCAUAUUGGAACAUAGAAUGAAAAGGGUUGCCAAGGAUGAAGCCUUUGAUGACUUUGUUGACGUGUUACUAGAUUUGGAAAAACAGAGCAAGCUUCAGCACUCUGAUAUGGUUGCUAUUCUUUGGGAAAUGAUAUUUAGAGGGACUGAUACAGUAGCAAUUCUUUUGGAAUGGAUUCUAGCAAGGAUGGUAUUGCACCCUGAAAUCCAAGCAAAAGCUCAAUCUGAAAUCGACUCUGUAGUUGGGUAUGAUCGUACAAUCAAUGAUCUAGAUCUUCAAAAUCUACCAUACCUACGUGCCAUAGUGAAAGAAACCCUAAGAAUGCACCCACCAGGCCCACUGCUAUCAUGGGCGAGGCUUGCAAUCCACGACACACAAGUGGGCCCCCACAUGAUUCCAGCUGGCACAACGGCAAUGGUGAACAUGUGGGGCAUCACCCAUGACAAAGAAGUUUGGUGUGAGCCAGAAGAGUUCAAGCCAGAGAGGUUCAUAGAAGAAGAGGUUCAAAUAAUGGGGUCUGAUCUUAGGGUUGCACCAUUUGGUUCUGGAAGAAGGGUGUGUCCUGGCAAGGCUAUGGGCUUGGCUACUGUGGAGCUUUGGCUUGCUAUAUUGCUUCAAACAUUCAAAUGGAUUCCUACAAAUCAUGUUGACUUAUCAGAGUGCUUGAAACUUUCUCUUGAGAUGAAGUCACCUCUUCUUGCUAAGCUUAUUCCAAGAUUUGGUUAAUUAUUUACUUUUUGUUUUCUGAGAUUUAAAUUAAACGUGGGCAAUGUUUUUUUUUUGGUAUCUUUUGGGAACUACUAGUGUUUAUUGGGAAAGGUUUGAUCAUGAAUAGCUUUUUUUUUUUAAAUUAAAAAAAUGAAUUGUGGACAUGUAUCUGUUGGGUAUAUUUCUUGUCC